CUUUCCCCUUUUCCUACUAGCGGUUUUACGAUAUCGACGGCAAAAUGCCUAUCUCCUAGCCCCAGCGUCGCAUACAAGAUUUGCGGGGCGCGUAUCUUCAAUGUCCAGGAAUAUGGAAAUAUGAGUGCGAUUAAAUGAUAAAUCGGGUUGUACAAUACCUCUUCCCCGUCUUACCUUAGGUGCUCUUCUUUGCUUUUCCUGAUGAUUUGGUUCUUCAAUUAGCAGAUCCCGCAUUACGCCUUGCCUUAGAGCAAUAGUAAACAUCAUGGAUGCACCCGAAAAUAUCAGUCCGCCGACUAGUGCUCCCUUUGAUAAAACAGUCAGCGAUGAUGCGAAUCUCGAGCAUCUAGGUUAUGAGCAGGAACUGCACCGUUCCUUCUCACUCCUUGGCAUGAUCGGCUUCUCUUUUAGCAUCGUCACAUGUUGGAGCGCGCUAGGAGGUACCCUGAUAGUAGGAAUCGUCUUAGGAGGACUAUAAGUGAUGAUAUAUGCCUGGAUCGGCGUAUCUCUCUUCUCAUUAGCGGUGGCAUACUCCUUCGCUGAAAUGUGCUCGGCAUAUCCAGUCGCCGGCGGGCAGUACUCGUGGGUAGCAGUUUUAGCUCCGAGCCGAUGGGCUCGCGGUAUGUCCUGGGUAACGGGUUGGUUUAUGCUCGUUGGACUCAUCGCUAAUGGCGCUGUGAACAACUUCAUCGCCGCCAACUUUAUCCUCGGCAUGGCAAACCUGGCGAACCCGGAUUAUGUUAUCGAGCGGUGGCACACUGUGUUGAUCACUUACUUCAUUAUCCUCACCGUGGGAAAUGUCAAUAUCUUCGCCCCGAGAGCCAUGAACAAGAUCACGCAGGUUAUUCUAGUGUGGAACAUCGUAUCCUUUUUCGUCAUCGUUAUCACGAUGGUCGCCACGAAAAAAGAGAAACAGACGCCGUCGUUCGUCUUUCAGGAGUUUCGUAAUGAUACUGGGCUGUCUGCUCCCCUCGGCGUAAUUGCUGGUCUGUUACAGACGUUCUAUUCGAUGUGCUGCUAUGAUGCUCCUGCACAUAUGACGGAGGAAAUGAGGAAUGCCUCGCGGGAUGCGCCAAAGGCUAUCAUCGCCGCCGUAGGGUUGGGCGCGGUGACCGGAUUCUGUUUCUUGAUUGCGGCGUAUUUCUGCAUUGGAGAUAUCGAUGCUGUCGCUAAUAGCUCUACUGGUGUGCCGUUGAUCCAGAUCAUAUACGACUGCACAGGAUCUGUGGCCGGGACCUGCUUCCUAUCAAGCUUGAUCACGGUCAUCCUCUUGGUCUGUGCUAAUAGUAUUAUGGCGGAGGGCUCACGCGCUCUUUGGGCUUUCGCUCGUGAUAACGGGCUCCCCUAUUCGAAGGCAAUCAGCAGCGUCCACAAGAAAUUUCAAGUGCCGGUAGUAGCCAUUAUCAUCUGCAUGGUGAUCCAGGCAGCUCUCAACACCAUUUAUAUCGGCACAUACACAGGCUUCAACACCGUUAUCUCGAUCGCAGCAGAAGGCUUCUACGUCUCCUACGCCAUACCCCUCCUCUCGCGCCUUAUAUCACACUUCAGCGGCGCACCGGUUCGGCUGCAGGGAGGUCACUACAGCCUUGGUCGGUGGGGUGUUCCCCUCAAUAUGAUCGGUGCUGUCUACCUUCUUUUCGCCGCCGUGACGUUUAAUUUCCCCAGCGCUGCCCCGAUCGAUUCGCAGAACAUGAAUUAUUGCUCUGCCGCCGUUGGCCUUGUCAUGCUCAUAUCCGCCGUGACCUGGUUCACGGGCGGACGCAAAAAUUUCACUAUGCCCCUAUUGGAGGAGAUACCCGAACGCGUUGACGAUAAAGAAGCUAAGGGUAUAGAUGGGAAGAGUAGAUAAAUUGGCAUGUUAUGUUUGUGAGAGACACGAUUCUGGUAGUUUAUACCGGGAGCUACCGAGUAAUUAAACCUUGUCGGCGGCUAGACCCGGAGCUAAUCACGAGCGGUUUGGGGCGGCAGAAUGGAUAAUGAUAAUAGUG
This is a messenger RNA of Annulohypoxylon maeteangense, 1988 nucleotides long. Its product is annotated as putative GABA permease. Bases 482 to 1849 code for a protein of 455 amino acids. Gene Ontology annotation, molecular function: transmembrane transporter activity. The record is from RefSeq and is a predicted model, not a curated record. The transcript has 3 exons. Lineage: Eukaryota; Fungi; Ascomycota; Sordariomycetes; Xylariales; Hypoxylaceae. Gene Ontology annotation, cellular component: membrane. Gene Ontology annotation, biological process: transmembrane transport.